Messenger RNA from Populus trichocarpa (black cottonwood), 1421 nucleotides. RefSeq names its product protein DUF642 L-GALACTONO-1,4-LACTONE-RESPONSIVE GENE 2. The record is from RefSeq and is a predicted model, not a curated record. The transcript has 3 exons. Bases 78 to 1187 code for a protein of 369 amino acids. NCBI's taxonomy places the organism in Eukaryota, Viridiplantae, Streptophyta, Magnoliopsida, Malpighiales, Salicaceae.
UUCCAUUUUUCAGACCCACCUCGGGACUUUUCCUUCCCUAUUUAGGGAGCCACUUCUUGAAAAGCAAAGCACACACAAUGGCUUUGUUCCUCUCUAUUUGCGUUGCUCUCCUUUUCUCCUUUUGCCAUGGCUUAGCUAAUGCUGCCAUUCCACCUCCACCUCUUGAUGGACUUGUUGAAAAUGGGGAUUUUGAAGAGGCACCAGCAAAAUCAAACCUCAAGAAAACAGUGAUCAUAGGAAAACACUCACUCCCAAAAUGGGAAAUCAAUGGCUUAGUAGAGUAUGUCUCAGGUGGGCCACAACCAGGGGGAUUCUUCCUAGCCAUUCCUCGGGGGGUCCAUGCAGUGAGGCUGGGCAAUGAGGCCUCUAUCUCUCAAAUUCUUACUGUCAAACCAGGCUCAGUCUAUGCACUCACAUUUGGAGCCACCAGAACCUGUGCUCAAGAUGAAGUGCUAAGGGUCUCAGUCCCUGGCCAGUCAAGCGACCUCCCUCUUCAGACCUUGUAUAGCAGUGAUGGUGGUGACACUUAUUCCUUGGCUUGGAAAGCUACUUCUAAAGCUGUCAAGGUCACAUUUCAUAACCCUGGUGUUCAAGAGGACCCCUCUUGUGGACCUCUAUUGGAUGCUAUUGCAAUCAAGGAGCUGCCACCUCUCAAGCGUACUAUUGGCAACCUGGUUAAAAAUAGUGGCUUUGAAGUUGGUCCACAUGUGUUCAAGAACUUCUCAACUGGAAUCUUGAUCCCUGCCAAACAACAAGAUCUAAUCUCACCACUCCCCGGCUGGAUCGUUGAAUCUCUCAAACCUGUAAAAUACAUUGACAAGAAGCACUUCUUUGUUCCCUCAGGAUUUGCCGCGAUUGAGAUGGUAGCUGGGAGAGAGAGUGCCAUAGCACAAGUCAUUAGGACAAUUCCUAACAAAUUUUAUAACCUCACAUUUACAAUUGGAGAUGCAAAGAAUGCUUGCCAUGGAUCUAUGAUGGUUGAGGCUUUUGCUGCCAAGGAAACUGUCAAAGCACCCUAUGUUUCUCAGGGAAAGGGUGGAUCCAAGACUGCAAGUUUAAGGUUCCAGGCAAUUUCAGAAAGGACAAGGAUUACAUUUUACAGUUCAUACUAUCACAACAAGAUGCACGAUUAUGGUCAUAUGUGUGGCCCUGUCUUGGAUGAUGUUAGGGUGUUUCCAACUCACUGACGAGUUAAAGUUUGGUGGUAACCCAAAAUUGUCAUGAGUAAAUUCUAUAGGUAAUUAGAGGUUUGUAAUUGUCCGUGAGAAAGAGUUUAUUAAAGUGAAAUGGGUGUUAGUUUUUUUUCUUUUUUUACCAAAGAGACACUUGAGAGGACAUGGAUGCUAGUUGAGUUGCAAGCUUAUUAGCUUUCUUAAAGCUUUUUAAACAGAACAAAUAAAAGUGAUACUACUAUCUAUAAA